GAUGCCAGGUUCGGGUAGGAGGCCCCUUGGGGGGCGAUUCUUUAGGAAAUUCCUUUAGAAGAAAACAACUUGGGACUGGAUAGCGUGCGAUAUGCAGAGAAAUGCAACUUUCAUUCAUUUGCAGUUAGCGAUCCGCCCUUCCCUGCUCCCCACCCUUCCGUGGCUCCCCAGUACCCGCCUGCUGUCGCCCACACCCUUAGGACAGCUUCGUGGCCCCCCGUGAGCGCAGAGGGCCAUGCCUACCGCUCAUUUAAGAAGCGAACCUGUAUUGUGCUGUUGGCCCCCUUUUCCUGUCUCUUCAUCUCCCCUCGAAGCGGAGGAUCCCUGUGUCCCAGCCGGGCAUGGCCGACCCCCACCAGCUUUUUGAUGACACAAGUUCAGCCCAGAGCCGGGGCUAUGGGGCCCAGCGGGCACCUGGUGGCCUAGGCUAUCCUGCAGCCUCUCCCACGCCCCAAGCAGCCUUCCUGGCUGACCCGGUGUCCAACAUGGCCAUGGCCUAUGGGAGCAGCCUGGCCGCGCAGGGCAAGGAGCUGGUGGAUAAGAACAUCGACCGCUUCAUCCCCAUCACCAAGCUCAAGUAUUACUUUGCUGUGGACACCAUGUAUGUGGGCAGAAAGCUGGGCCUGCUGUUCUUCCCCUACCUACACCAGGACUGGGAGGUGCAGUACCAACAGGACACCCCGGUGGCCCCCCGCUUUGACGUCAAUGCCCCGGACCUCUACAUUCCAGCAAUGGCUUUCAUCACCUACGUUUUGGUGGCUGGUCUUGCGCUGGGGACCCAGGAUAGGUUCUCCCCAGACCUCCUGGGGCUGCAAGCGAGCUCAGCCCUGGCCUGGCUGACCCUGGAGGUGCUGGCCAUCCUGCUCAGCCUCUAUCUGGUCACUGUCAACACCGACCUCACCACCAUCGACCUGGUGGCCUUCUUGGGCUACAAAUAUGUCGGGAUGAUUGGCGGGGUCCUCAUGGGCCUGCUCUUCGGGAAGAUUGGCUACUACCUGGUGCUGGGCUGGUGCUGCGUGGCCAUCUUUGUGUUCAUGUGUCCCCUUUUGCCGGGCGCGGUGGCUCAUGCUUGUAAUCCCAGCACUUUGGGAGGCCGAGGCGGUCGGAUCACGAGGUCAGGCGAUCGAGACAAUCCUGGCUAACACGAUCCGGACCCUGCGGCUGAAGAUCUUGGCAGACGCAGCAGCUGAGGGGGUACCGGUGCGUGGGGCCCGGAACCAGCUGCGCAUGUACCUGACCAUGGCGGUGGCGGCGGCGCAGCCUAUGCUCAUGUACUGGCUCACCUUCCACCUGGUGCGGUGAGCGCGCCCGCUGAAGCUCCCGCUGCUGCUGCUGCUGCUGCUGGGGGCCACUGUGGCCGCCGGACUCAUCUCCUGCCUGCAGGCCCCAGGGUCCACCCUGUCUGGCCACAGGCACCGCCUCCAUCCCAUGUCCCGCCCAGCCCCGCCCCCAACCCAAGGUGCUGAGAGAUCUCCAGCUGCACAGGCCACCGCCCCAGGGCGUGGCCGCUGUUACAGAAACAAUAAACCCUGAUGGGCAUGGC
Pan troglodytes (chimpanzee) is the source of this 1543-nucleotide messenger RNA. It is a transcript of the gene YIF1B, whose product is annotated as Yip1 interacting factor homolog B, membrane trafficking protein. Lineage: Eukaryota; Metazoa; Chordata; Mammalia; Primates; Hominidae. Gene Ontology annotation, biological process: endoplasmic reticulum to Golgi vesicle-mediated transport. Bases 342 to 1142 code for a protein of 266 amino acids. The transcript has 9 exons. The record is from RefSeq and is a predicted model, not a curated record. Gene Ontology annotation, cellular component: endoplasmic reticulum membrane; COPII-coated ER to Golgi transport vesicle; Golgi membrane.